This is a messenger RNA of Fusarium redolens, 926 nucleotides long. RefSeq lists its product as uncharacterized. The record is from RefSeq and is a predicted model, not a curated record. The coding region runs from base 98 to 778 and encodes 226 amino acids. The transcript has 3 exons. NCBI's taxonomy places the organism in Eukaryota, Fungi, Ascomycota, Sordariomycetes, Hypocreales, Nectriaceae.
CUUUUCCCGCUUAGGAUUAUCAUCCUAAGAUUUAUUGCCUCUCUUAGCUAGUGUCUCUAUUCAGAGUCAGUAUAUUCGAUCUUAUUACACACUCAACAUGGCUAGAUAUUUUGGUCAGGCCUCUCCAACAGAGCUUAGAGACCUUGAGCGUAAUGCUCUAAGAGCCACCAAUGAUCAGAUGGCAAAGGCUGCUUCUAUGCUUCAGGCAGCGUUCGAUGGCAAGGCAUACUACGCUUGGUUCGGUGGAUGGGCUCUUAAGCUUCGAGGGUCUACUCGUGAGACCAAAGACCUCGAUCUUCUGGUAUUGGCGACCGACGUUCACCAAGUCAGGGCAAUCUUAUCUCCAUACAACUGGGCAAUUCUUUCAUACUAUGAGAUUAUGGGUAGCAUCCAGGAGAGAAUGUUCGUGGACAUUGGGGAAGAUGGGCAGGUUGUUGGAGUGGAUAUUGUUCUCUCAGGCCAACUAGGUACCCCCUUGUUAGGAGAAGAAGACUCUCUUGAACUUAUCACGCCUCAUUUUGAGACACCUCAAGGAUCCCAGGUCCCAGUCAUCGCCUUAACUUGGCAGGUCGAAGUAAAAUUACGAACAUGGAUGUCAAGAAAGAAGCGAUCAGACUAUUUGGAUCUAAUAUUCCUGCUCAGAAAAUAUGGAAGGGAUAUUAGAGAGUGGAGUGAGCACCUGUCAAAGGAGUGGCGUCAAGAAUUUUACGAGGUAUUUGAGAUUGAAGAGCGUGAUGAGGCGGCUCGCAAGGAGAUGAGAAGUGUUCUUCAACUAUAGUAGGAGGUCAAAUAGUAAGAAAGAAAAGAGGCGGCAUUGUCUUGCAGCUCGGACUCGAACCUGUGAUACUAACGACAAAAAAGAGCGAAGGGAACGUUCUGGGAUUCCGGACUCCCCGCUCGACCACGUUGGUAAUCGGUUGUUCCAA